AUGUUUAAGUGGGUUACGCCGGCCUCAACGGCGACGUUGUCCCGCUGCACACUGUCAGCAGCAGCAGCAGCAGAAACAACAACAACAUCGGCAAUGGCAGCAACGAGAACAGCUACGACAACGACGAGAACAACAAGACCACAACUACUUUCCAUCGCUUUAACAAGUUUAAUAAUAAUAGUCGCAUCAUUUGUGCCGACAACAAGUGGAUUUAGAUCAAUUGAAACGAAUGGCGGCGGUCGCAAGCUGUUUGGGGGCUACCGCAUCACACCGAAGCACUGCCGUGCCACCAAGACGCUGCCCAGCUCGGAUCCACGGGCCAAUGGACCCACGAUCUGCAUGUUCAACCACGAGUGCGCCCAACGGGGUGGCGAGGUGGUGGGCGCCUGCAUGGACGGCUUCCUCUUCGGCGCCUGCUGCCAGAUCCCGCCCACCCACGAGUUGGCCAGCACGCUGAUAAACGAGGCGCAGAACGCAUACUUCCAGCAGCACCAGCAGCAGACGAAGCUCCAGCAGUCGGCAGCCCAAUCCUCGUUCGAGAACUACGGCGAACAGCAGCAGUCACUGAGUGAGGAGCAGGGGGCACAGCAGCCUGCGCAGAGCAUAUACGAUCAGCAGAACCUGGACAAAGUUUACCAGCAGCUGGGCAGCAGCAGUAGCAUCAGUCCACCCAGCGGCGCCUACGGAGAUGAGCCGCAGCAGCUGGAAUAUCAGCCGGAGUCGGAGCAACCCGUAAGGGAUGAGAAUGCGUAUCCCACCAGCAGUUCGUCCACCGAGACCACUCAGUCGCAGUCCUCCUCCGCCAGUGUGGAAUUCGAACAGGAGCCCUCCCAACCAGCAGUUGCCUCCAACGAGCAGACCACUCAGAAGAUCAACAAGCAACCCGUCCAGCCACCCAACUUCCACGUUCACAAGCACUCCGUGACCAUCAACUCACCGUCGUCGCCUCCUCAAAACGAUGACUUCGUGAUGCAGGUGCUAAGCACCUUGCCACCUGAGCAUGCCGAUGACCAUCAUAUUGUCUUCACUACAGAGGUGCCCACCAAAAUUGCUAGUGGCUUGCAGGAUCAAACGAGCUCUGAGUCCAACUCCUUCGAAGAGGUGUCUUCAACGCCAGCAGCCACCCAAAAACCCAAACCCAAGCCAACUCAAAAGCCCACUCAAAAGCCCACUCAAAAGCCCACUCAGAAGGCCACGCAGAAACCCACUCCAAAACCCACACAGAAAGCCAAGCCGAAACCAGUUCCCCAACUGGCGGAGACCAUGAAGCGACCUAUCCAACAGAAGCCACUGCAGGUGGCGAAACCUAAGCCAAGCUCCAAGCCUGCCCAGUCGACGAACAACCACCACCACAACCACUUAAUCCUGGACGGUGGUGAGUUCACGCACAGUGAUAUUACCCACCCCGGAGCAGAUGCAGAUCUCGUGGAGGAUCUGCAAUUCUCCACAGGCUAUGGACCCCAACCCGUGUACGCGGAACCACCGAAGCAACAACAGCAACCGGCGGAGCAGAGCUACAUUUCAUCCAGCACUAGUGCCAAACGCCCAACGACCGUUCAUAACAGUCCCACCACUGUUUCCUCGAUUACCACCCACGUGGACUCCAUCGAGUCCAUCAUCCUGCAGCUGAACAACACCAGUCAUGGUCCCAGCUAUAAUGUCGUGAGCCAGCAGACCCCAUCAUAUGGAUACCCUGGAGAAGCGGUGGUUCAGACUGAGGCAGCAACCCAAAAUCCAACCUUCUACCAGGAGAACGAGGCGGAGAAGGUCCAGGAGUCGGACUCGCAGUCUGACUACGGUUACACCACCACAGUUAACUACGAGUCUUCCUACGACAAAGUUUCAGAUGAGCAGGAUGCCUCUGCUGCUCAAAGUCAGUCUGCUGAGAUGCCCACCGCUCGGCCUGGAUACGGAGAAGAUGUGUCCGCUGUGCUGGAGGACCACACGAUGCCGGCCAAUGGUUACCACGAUGCUGAGGCUCCAGUUGCUCCACAGACUUCCGAGUUCAACAAGAUGCCAGUGAUGGGCAUUGCCUAUCCAGUGGAUAUGUCCUAUAUGGAGGAGGAGGGAAAUCUGCCGGCAACUGCACCUGGCUAUGGCCAGCAAGUAAGCAGUGACUCCUAUGAGGCAAGCACUGAAUCCACCUACCAGAAGCUGUCCACAGUCCAAACGGAAGAGCCACAGCCACUGCCAGCUUACAUGCGUCCCACAACCAAUGCCAAUAAGCAAAAUCGCCCAGUGGCCUCUUACAUUGGGAUGGUGACAAUGCAGAACUAUAGCCCACAGCCAGGAAAUGGUGACUACCAGGCCCAGGUUCCCCCCGAAGUGUCCGUGUCCUCGCACACCACCAAAGUUCAGGAGCACGUGGAUGAGACCUCCAAUGGCUAUCAGCAAUCAGAGACAACUGCCGGCUACAUUUCCCCACCAACUGCUGUGCCCGCGCCAGCACAGCGGCCUCAGUACGACGCCGUGCAAGCUGAUGCUUCCUCGGAGCGACCUGUCCUGGUGACGGCCAGUCCCAGGCCCCGACCCAAGCCCAGUACCAAGCGACCUGCCGUAAAGAGGCCCAUCAGCGGUGAGAACACCAAGAAGAAACCUCAGCCACAGCCAAGUUCUGGUGCCUACAACCAGGAGAAGAUUAGCGAACAAAGCACCAAAAAACCCGGGUCCAGUGGAUACGAUCAGGUGCCCGAGUCGCCCAUCACACACAUUCAGAUCAAGAAGCCGUCGGCAACUCAUCACAAGGAACAAGAACAGACUGGGUACCCCAGACCAGCCAGUCCUGCGGGAUACGAACAGACAACUGCCGCUGCUCCUGCGCCAGCUGCUCCUUCUCUGAACUACGACAAGCCGGAUGCCCCAACCAGCCAGUACGAGCAGCCCUCUGCUCCGUCUGCUAGUUACGAUCAGUUGGCGCCCAUGCCGUCUCUAAACUACAACGAGCAGCAUGCAAGCUCACCAGGAAGGAAGCCCUCAACGGCCAAGCCCAUUUCCACCAGCUAUGUGACCGGACCCAGUACCCCACGACCCCCCGCCACCGUCGACUACCACUACGACAAUGUGCCCCCACUGUUCAUGGCGGACGACAAGCUAGACGCCUUUAUCCAGAGCACGGCGGAGAACAUUGUCGGAUCGACCCCGGGCAACUACCAGCCUCCGCUGGUGGCUACCGCAUCGACGCCCGCCUACGCCCAUAGACCAACCAGCAGUGGUAGCUAUGGCCAUAAGAAGCCUGGUUUCGUUCAGAUUAAUGGAACACCAAAGCCCCCCAGACCGACGGUGCUCAUUACUCCCAAGCCCACUACCAUAAAUCUAGUGACUUACAGCUCUUUAAGCGACGAUAACAACAAGCUGGCCUCCAGCACGAGUUCCUAUGUGACCGGAAGACCAGGAGCACAGGGAGUAAGUUCUAACGACUUCGAAGAUCCUGGAUACUUUGGCAGUAGCCCCGUCCAUGUGGCCUUCACGCAAUCCACCACGGAGACCGUCUAUGCAGUGCCCUCCGAUGACAAACCAGCAUUCCCUGGAUACUUCGGACCGACGCCCUCGUAUCCCGCCUUCUCAGUUCCUGGCGAGAAAGUGGGCCAGAAUGUGAUGGAGGAGACCUACACCUCGCCCAAUGACUUCGUCAACUUCCCGCCGGUGAGGAACCCCAAUCUGAACAUGUCGGCUGCCUCCAGCGCAGUGACCAGCGAUCUCGACCUCUCCACCCCCGCCUUUGUGGAGGACGUUGUGCUCAAGGACAAGAUGCACACUUUGGUUCACAAGUUGGUGGCCUCACUGCAGGGUAACUUUGAGGCCCUGGCCGAUAUGAUCGAAGAGCCUGGAAGUAACAAGACCGUGGCCACCUACCAGGCCGGAGCAGGUGGAACUGCGAAGCCUGUGAGAGUGGUAACCACACGGAAGCCUGUCAGGACAGCCACCACAGCCAAGCCCAAGGUAACCACAAAGAAACCAGUGUCCCGGGUCACGACCAAGCCUCCUAACAAGAAGACCUCCGCGGUCAGCACCACCACUCGCAAGCCCGCGACGCGCCGCACCACCGUUGCCGCCAAGGUAACCACCACCACUCGGAGACCGGCGACGAAGAAGCCAACGCGUCGGGUAAGCAGCACCGUGAAGACCACGACCAUAAGUUCGGCCAGGCCGGCGGACGACGAGAUCGUGGACGAGGAGGACGAAGAGGACGUUAACCCGAAUCCCAGCGACAACGAGAUUGACCAGGGAGCUACCUUGAGCUCGUACGGCGGAGCCAAUGGUCGGAAGAUUCACUCGACUUCUCGAACACUCCCCACUCCUAACCUCGCAUUUCACUCCCCAUCAACAGAGUGCGGCGUGCGGCCCCAUGUCAAGUCCGGCCGCAUUGUCGGCGGCAAGGGCUCCACCUUCGGCGCCUACCCCUGGCAGGUUCUCGUCCGGGAGUCCACCUGGCUGGGCCUGUUCACCAAGAACAAGUGCGGCGGCGUCCUAAUCACCAGCCGCUACGUCAUCACCGCCGCCCAUUGUCAGCCCGGAUUCCUCGCUUCUCUGGUGGCUGUUAUGGGUGAGUUUGACAUUUCCGGCGACCUGGAGAGCAAGCGUUCAGUGACCAAGAACGUCAAGCGCGUCAUUGUCCACCGGCAGUACGAUCCGGCCACGUUCGAAAACGACCUGGCCCUGCUCGAACUGGACAGUCCAGUGCAAUUCGAUACCCAUAUAGUGCCCAUUUGCAUGCCCAAUGAUGUGGCGGACUUCACUGGACGCAUGGCGACCGUGACCGGAUGGGGACGCCUUAAGUACGGAGGUGGAGUGCCAUCUGUUCUCCAGGAGGUGCAGGUGCCGAUUAUCGAGAACAGCGUUUGCCAGGAGAUGUUCCACACUGCUGGACACAACAAGAAGAUUCUCACCUCCUUCCUGUGCGCCGGCUAUGCCAAUGGACAGAAGGAUUCCUGCGAGGGUGACAGUGGCGGACCGCUGGUGCUGCAACGACCGGAUGGACGCUACGAGUUGGCCGGAACCGUCUCGCACGGCAUCAAGUGUGCGGCGCCGUAUCUGCCAGGUGUCUAUAUGCGCACCACCUUUUACAAGCCGUGGCUGCGCAGCAUAACGGGCGUAAAAUAGGCAGUUUCUCUAGAGUUUCCAUGGUCUCCCCAUCCCAGAGAUGGCCAACGCCAACUAGCUGCUGAGGCAGGAGCACCAAGUGUAAAUAGAACGUAGAGUUUUAAGAGUCGCGGUUAGGAGCGUGCGAAAGUUGGCUCAUCUUCUGCGACGUCGCAUUUUCGGACCCCUUCCUCAAACCCCCUCCAUGCUACCAUCAUUUCAUUAGCUUAAUUGAAAAUCAACUGCAGCACCUUCAAACGAAAUUCGCCGGGGAUUUCCACAUUCCGAGAAUGCGAUAUUUCGCUUGGCCAGGCUGCAGAUUCCGUUUUUUUGAGUACGCGUGCCUAACACUUGUAGAGUCUGAAUGAGAAUUACGCUGAUUGCAAACCGUAGGCCUAAGACAUAUUUAUUCUAGUUCUAAGCCUAUUUAUUUGACUAUUUAUUUAUUUAUGUGACGUGACGUCGAGAAGCGCGGCGAUUUGUGCGUUUGAUUCAACUAAAAAAAUUGUUAUCUUCAUAGGCAAAUUGUUGUUAUGUUCAAAUGAGAGCGAGAGCAAAUGUUUUUAGUUCAAUUGAAUUUACUAAUUUAUCGGUUUAUAUUAUUAAUUCUUUUAAAUGAAUAUGUUAACUGUUAAGUGAACGAACAAAU
Drosophila santomea is the source of this 5728-nucleotide messenger RNA. It is a transcript of the gene flz, whose product is annotated as serine protease filzig. The record is from RefSeq and is a predicted model, not a curated record. Gene Ontology annotation, molecular function: serine-type endopeptidase activity. NCBI's taxonomy places the organism in Eukaryota, Metazoa, Arthropoda, Insecta, Diptera, Drosophilidae. The transcript has 7 exons. The coding region runs from base 1 to 5100 and encodes 1699 amino acids. Gene Ontology annotation, biological process: proteolysis.